Messenger RNA from Peronospora belbahrii, 315 nucleotides. The record is from the annotation of a GenBank genome assembly. Lineage: Eukaryota; Oomycota; Peronosporomycetes; Peronosporales; Peronosporaceae.
AUGACGUCUCUCGGCAAAUUUCUGAUCGCGGUAGGCACGCUACUACUGGUGCAUGCGGGCUAUUACUCAGUGCAGUAUGAGAACUAUGCGAAGUUAACUGAGACUGCGGAUGCACAGAUGCCUCCGAUUGAGGUGGUGGUUGAGCUUGUGGUGUCCUUCCUUAUCUCACUUGUUGGCGUGCUGCUCACGUCUGGAGAAGUGCUGCCUAUCCGAUCCAACGACACACUGGACUCUAGGUCGCUGGCUACUGUCAUCUCCAGCCCAGACUUUCACGUGUUUAAUCAUCGUGGAGAAGCCCUGCUCAAGCGUACGUAG